Messenger RNA from Arvicola amphibius (Eurasian water vole), 2504 nucleotides. It is a transcript of the gene Zkscan1, whose product is annotated as zinc finger with KRAB and SCAN domains 1. Gene Ontology annotation, molecular function: RNA polymerase II cis-regulatory region sequence-specific DNA binding; DNA-binding transcription repressor activity, RNA polymerase II-specific. The record is from RefSeq and is a predicted model, not a curated record. Gene Ontology annotation, biological process: negative regulation of transcription by RNA polymerase II. The transcript has 6 exons. NCBI's taxonomy places the organism in Eukaryota, Metazoa, Chordata, Mammalia, Rodentia, Cricetidae. The coding region runs from base 201 to 1889 and encodes 562 amino acids.
UGUGGCGAGGCGUUGGGAGGGCCUAGGUUGGUGUGCGGUGCCCUUCGACCGGGUUGAGCCCGGGAGUCAGCCGUGCUUGGUUGCUCGGUGUCCCCAGGCCACUCCGGAGACUCACGAACUAGUGCAGAGACCAAUAGAAAACUGCCGCUAGAGCAGAAGCGGCCUGGCCCUGCUGGACCCCACCCGCUCCCCGAGUCUGAAUGAUGACUGCUGAGUCAAGGGAAGCCACGGGUCUGUCCCCACAGGCUGCACAGGAGAAGGACGGGAUCGUUAUUGUGAAGGUGGAAGAAGAAGAUGAGGAAGACCACAUGUGGGGGCAGGACUCCAGCCUGCAGGAGACGCCCCCACACGACCCAGAGGUAUUCCGCCAGCGGUUCAGGCACUUCUGUUACCAGAACACUUUUGGGCCUCGAGAAGCGCUGAAUCAACUGAAGGAACUUUGUCAUCAAUGGCUUCGACCUGAAGUCAACACCAAGGAGCAAAUCUUGGAGCUGUUGGUGCUGGAGCAGUUCCUGUCCAUCCUGCCCAAAGAGCUGCAAGUCUGGCUGCAGGAGUACCGGCCCGACAGUGGAGAGGAAGCCGUUACUCUUCUGGAAGACUUGGAGCUUGAUAUUUCGGGACAGCAGGUCCCGGGUCAAGUUCAUGGGCCUGAGAUGCUUGCCAGGGGAAUGGUGCCUCUGGAUCCGGUUCAGGAGUCCUCAAGCUUUGGCCGUCACGAAGCUACCCACCCUCAUUUCAAGCAUUCAUCUCGGAAGCCUCGCCUCCUGCCGUCCCGAGCUCUCCCUGCCACCCACGUUCCUGCCCCUCAUCAUGAGGGGAAUCCUAGAGACCAGGCGAUGGCAUCUGCACUAUUGACCGCAGAUUCCCAGGCAAUGGUGAAGAUCGAGGACAUGGCCGUGUCCCUCAUCCUGGAGGAAUGGGGAUGUCAGAACCUGGCUCGGAGGAAUCUCAAUAGGGACAGCAGGCAGGAGAAUUUGGGGAAUGUGUUUUCCCAGGGUUCUGAAAAGAGGAAUGGGAAUGAGUCAACCUCAAAGGCUGAAGUCAAAGAAGAUUCCACCUCACAUGGGGAGACAACAGGAAGAUUUCAGAAAGAAUUUGGAGAGAAACGUGAACAGCAGGGCAGAGUAGUCGAAAGGCAGCAGAGAAACCCUGAAGAAAAAACUGGCAAAGAGAAGAAAGAGCCUGGGCCACCUACAGCCAAGGAAAAGAAGCCCUCUGCAGGAGAGAGGGGCCCAAGGGAGAAGGGCAAAGGACUGGGAAGAAGCUUCAGUCUAAGUGCAAACUUUAAUAAUACCCCCGAAGAGCUUCCGUCGGGGGCAAAGACUCAUAGGUGUGAUGAGUGUGGGAAAUGCUUCACAAGAAGCUCCAGCCUUAUCCGCCAUAAAAUCAUCCACACUGGAGAGAAGCCCUACGAAUGUAACGAGUGUGGCAAAGCCUUCAGUCUCAAUUCAAACCUUGUCCUACAUCAGCGAAUCCACACAGGAGAGAAACCUCAUGAAUGUAACGAGUGUGGCAAAGCCUUCAGUCAUAGCUCAAAUCUUAUCCUGCACCAGCGCAUCCACUCUGGAGAGAAACCCUACGAAUGUAACGAGUGUGGCAAAGCCUUCAGCCAGAGCUCAGACCUCACGAAGCACCAGAGAAUCCACACAGGAGAGAAGCCCUAUGAAUGUAGUGAAUGUGGAAAAGCUUUCAACCGAAACUCAUACCUUAUUUUGCACCGGAGAAUUCACACUCGAGAAAAGCCCUAUAAGUGCACUAAGUGUGGCAAGGCCUUCACCCGGAGCUCAACCCUCACACUGCACCAUAGAAUCCAUGCCAGAGAGAGAGCCUCAGAAUACAGCCCAGCCUCUCUGGAUGCUUUUGGAGCAUUCCUGAAAAGCUGUGUGUAAAGCAAUAGUGUAUCAUCAAACCAUUUCCCCCCUUUUGUUUCUAAAAUUAUGUCAGAUAUAUGUACCCAUCAAGGGAAAAGUAAUAACACCAUCUAAUUGUUUGAGAAGUUACACUUAAGGAUCCUUAAGAGUUACGUCGACAGUGUUCUGCCUUUAGGUAGUCUGUAGGCAUGUAAUUCUUACAGUCCUUGCAAGGGAGAGCUAGUCAUAUAUAUAUUCUUCAGUAUAUCUCCACGCAAGAUAAAAGCACACACAGUAAAAUGCCAAGCUUUCCAGUAAUGGGUAUACAAAUCAAGACCGGCUCUGUGUAUAUUCAUCUGAAGUUAAGAAGCCACUUGCUGCCAAUAAACCCUACUUGGACAACCUAUAUUUCUCAAUGAAGAGAAACAGUUAAUACAAAAACUACAUUGGGACAUGCUGCUCAAGCAAGUUAUAUAUCCAGAAAGUUGUAUAUCUGAUCACUGGUAGCCUUCCAAAGCUAUAGAAAUCUAGGACUGUGCUGAUCAGAAUCAAACCAAAGAUUCCUGUCUCUCUGAAAGAGAGGGUAUAUGCACCACUUUGUAGUUCUAAGGACUGUAAAAGAUACGGGUGGUUCUGCCAUCAUCAGCGUGGUCA